AUGGAGUAUCCAGUGUUGCCUCCAGUGGGUCUUCCUCCUCUGCGUAACCCUGAUAUUUUGGAGGGAGAGAAUGACCUCACGGCUCUAACCUUCCUCCACGAGCCAGCGGUACUUCACAACUUGCGUGUGCGCUUUCUCGACUACAGUAGCAUUUACACUUACUGCCAGAUUGUGUUGGUGGUGUUAAAUCCAUAUGAACAGUUGCCCAUUUAUGGAGAGGAAGUGAUCGACGCUUACAGCGGCCAGGACAUGGCUGAUAUGGAGCCACACAUUUUUUCUGUGGCUGAAGAGGCAUACCGAACUAUGAUCAGAGAGGAGAAAAACCAAUCCAUCAUAAUCAGUGGAGAAUCAGGCUCAAGUAAAACUGUAUCUGCUAAGUUCACCAUGCAUUACUUUGCUGUCAUGGGUGGUGCGGCUCAGCAGACCAGUGUGGAGGAGAAAGUGCUGCCAUCAAAUCCCAUCAUACAGGCAAUUGGUAAUGCAAAAACAACCAGAAACAACAACAGCAGUCGUUUUGGAAAGUAUAUUGAGAUAGGAUUUGGACGUAGAGGAGAUAUAAUUGGGGCAAACAUGAGGACCUACUUGUUGGAGAAAUCAAGAGUUGUUUUUCAGGCAGCUCAAGAGAGAAACUACCACAUCUUCUACCAGCUUUGUGAUUCCAGGGAUUUGCCAGAGCUGAGGACACUCAAACUUGAUUCUACAGAGAACUUUCGUUACACCAACCAAGGACAAGAUGUGCACUUUUCUGGCACAGAUGAUGUGGUUGAGCUAGAGUGGACAAGAAAUGCCGUUACUGUUCUCGUAGUGCAACCUGACCAGCAGAUGGAGAUAUUUCGUAUACUGGCAGCUAUUCUUUAUCUGGGGAAUAUCAACAUACAAGGCAGUGGCCGAGGUGGGGACCGCAGCUACUGGCAAGCCAACGACCGUUCCUUGGCCAUCUUUGCCAAGCUUUUAGGGGUGGAAGGUGCUCAGAUGGCCCAAUGGCUAUGCCACAGGCGAUUGGCAGUGGGAGGGGAUAUGCUUGUGAAGCCCAUGUCAGGUCAGCAGGCUAAUGAAGCAAGGGAUGCUCUGGCUAAGCAUGUGUAUGAGCAACUGUUCACUUGGACAGUGCAGAGGCUCAACUCAUCCUUAAGAGCGCACCGGGAACAGCCCAAAUCUUUCAUAGGAGUUCUUGAUAUCUAUGGGUUUGAGACUUUUGACAGGAAUAGUUUUGAGCAAUUCUGUAUUAACUACGCAAACGAGAAACUCCAACAGCAGUUCAACAGGCACGUGUUUCAGCUGGAGCAGGAGGAGUAUCUGCGAGAGGAACUUCCCUGGAACCAUAUUGAGUUCAGUGAUAACCAGCCAUGCAUUGCGCUCAUCGAAGGCCAGCUGGGCCUACUUGAUCUUCUGGAUGAAGAAUGCAGAAUGUCUAAAGGCUCAGAUGAGAACUGGGCUCGGAAGCUCUACGACCAGCACCUGAACCACAGCCCUCACUUUCGUAAACCACGCAUGUCCAACUCUGCCUUCAUCAUUGUGCAUUUUGCUGAUAUGGUCCAGUAUGAGUGUGGCGGCUUUUUAAACAAAAACCGAGACACUGUAUUUGAAGAGCCCAUCAAUAUACUGAGAGCUAGUCAGUCAAAACUAGUUGCCGAGUUGUUUCAGAAGGAGUCAGCAGGUGGAUCCCUCCCCAACUCCUCUCUUGCAAACGGGAGCAUAUGUUCAGGGAAGAGAGCUCACCGAGAGCACAGAUUAGCUGUGGGCUUUCAGUUUCGUCAAUCCCUGCAACUUUUGAUGGACACCUUGAACAGCACCACACCGCAUUAUGUCCGCUGCAUAAAGUCCAAUGACCUCAAAAAGCCAUUUCUAUUUGAUCCCAAGCGAGCAGUGCAGCAAUUGCGAGCAUGUGGAGUCUUGGAGACCAUCCGAAUCAGUGCCGCAGGCUACCCCUCCAGGUGGACAUACGAGAAAUUCUACACUCGUUAUCGGGUGCUGCUACGUGGUUCUGUUUCUAAAGAUGAUAUGCGCCAUUCCUGCCAGAGUGCCCUUCCUGAUCUCAUCUCUGAUCCAGAGCAGUACUACUUUGGCAAGGACAAGUUCUUCUUCCGGGCCGGACAGGUUGUAGUACUGGAGAAGCUGAGAGGGGACCGGCUACAUGCGGCAGGAGUUUUGAUCCAAAGCUGGGUGAGAGGAUGGCUGCAGCAUAGGCAUUAUCAGCGGCUCCGGUGGACCACCUUCAUCCUGCAGCGGUACAUCAGAGGAACCAUGGGCCGAAGGUGGGUUAGAGUCCUCCAUUACACACGUGCAGCUUUAAUCAUCCAGAAAACAUACCGCAUGCUGGCGGUGCGACAGCUUUAUCUUACCAUCAGAGAGGCCACCAUCAAAAUCCAGGCUUUCAUCAGAGGCACUCAGGCUCGUCGGAUUUAUAGACAGAUGCUCACAGAGCAGGCGGUGGUGUUCUUGCAGGCGCGGGUGAGAGGCUGGCUGGCCCGGUGCAGUUUCAGACGCAUCAGAGCUGCAGUGGGGCUCCUGCAGUGCUGCGUGCUGUGGCUCGAUCGGAAAUCCAAGCUCUCCGAGUUGAGAGAUUCUUUGGAGAAAGAGAGGGAUGAUCUGGCCAUUGGUUUACAGGAUCAGGAAAAAGCUCUGGAGGAGAACUGUCAACAGACUGUGGAUCAGGCAUCAGUGCAAGCAGAGCUGGAAGAGGAGAGGAGGAGAUACCAGAGUUUACUGAGAGAAUUCACAAGACUAGAGCAAAGAUACGACAACCUGAGGGAUAUGAGCUUAUUUACAGCCAAUGAGCGUUCACGUGGACACAGACGAACAGAUUUGACUGCAUCUUUGGAGCCUCCUUCACCCGUCACCACACCGUUCUCCAGCUUGCCCGUCUUCCCUUCACCUGAGGAGGUCAGGAGGAUCAGCGUGACGUCACCCACCGACAGGAGACCCUGGAGAGAUGAGCAACCUCUGGUUCCUAGAGAGGCAGCUGUUGUUUCAGAGAGCGCAGUGGGAGCAGGAGAUAUCAGAUCUCAGGAUGAAACUCAAGACAGAGAUACACCUGGAGAUCCUGAGAUGAAUAAACACGGCAAUGAUCUGGACGUGACGGCUGUGUGGCUGAAGAACGCUUACCUGCUCAAAGACCUGCUCUACCAGCACUCUCCUCGACUGAAUGACGUGAGGGGCUCAGAGGAGCUGGUUCCUCUGGUGACGGACGUGCAGGACUCUGUCCGGGCACUCAGUGAUCUGUGUAUUCAGGCCAAUCAGCAGCUGCUGUCCAUCUCCGAGAGUCGCCUGCAACCCAUCAUCGGUACAAAACACGGCAAUGAUCUGGACGUGAUGGCUGUGUGGCUGAAGAACGCUUACCUGCUCAAAGACCUGCUCUACCAGCACUCUCCUCGACUGAAUGACGUGAGGGGCUCAGAGGAGCUGGUUCCUCUGGUGACGGACGUGCAGGACUCUGUCCGGGCACUCAGUGAUCUGUGUAUUCAGGCCAAUCAGCAGCUGCUGUCCAUCUCCGAGAGUCGCCUGCAACCCAUCAUCGGUACAUACAGAGGGAGCGACUAUGUCAGCGGUCCUGAGGGAACUGUCAGCGCUGCACACAGCCCUGUCCCGUCAGGAUCUGCCCUCGGCCCUGCAGGAGCAAGCCUUCCAUCAGCUCAUGUAGGCUACCUGCUGGCCGCCUCCACCCUCAACAGCCUGCUGCUGCGCAAAGACAUGUGCUGCUGGAACCGCGGCCUGCAGAUCAGGUAUAAUGUGAGUUUACUGGAGGAGUGGCUGCGCAGUCGUUGGCUGCAGACAGGGGGCGCUGUGACCGCGCUGGAGCCACUCAUACAAGCAGCACAGCUUCUUCAAAUGAGCAAGAAGACUGAAGCUGAUGGACAAGCCAUGGUCCAAGCCUGCAAUGAACUGUCCAACCAGCAGGUGGUGAAGAUUUUAAGCCUCUAUACACUGCAGAGUGACCUUGAGGAGAGAGUAACGCUCAAUUUCAUCCCUUUAGUGCUGCAGGUACGAGCAAAGCAUUAGAUUCUAAAACAAUAUUAUAGCAGGCUUUAGUCCAGCAGUGACAGCGGCUUUCCCAGGGGCUGCUGAAGGGGUGUUCUGAGGGGCAACCUCCGCAGCUUCUG
Messenger RNA from Sinocyclocheilus rhinocerous, 4100 nucleotides. Its product is annotated as unconventional myosin-Va-like. Bases 1 to 3999 code for a protein of 1332 amino acids. Gene Ontology annotation, cellular component: cytoplasm; myosin complex; membrane. Gene Ontology annotation, biological process: actin filament organization. The record is from RefSeq and is a predicted model, not a curated record. NCBI's taxonomy places the organism in Eukaryota, Metazoa, Chordata, Actinopteri, Cypriniformes, Cyprinidae. Gene Ontology annotation, molecular function: microfilament motor activity; ATP binding; actin filament binding. The transcript is spliced from 29 exons.